This is a messenger RNA of Serendipita indica DSM 11827, 3804 nucleotides long. Lineage: Eukaryota; Fungi; Basidiomycota; Agaricomycetes; Sebacinales; Serendipitaceae. The record is from the annotation of a GenBank genome assembly.
AUGGCGGUCCUCUAUACAAGUAUUGAUGACUUUGCCCCGCUCCGCUGUACGCUUCGCCCAGAGAGCGGUGGCUCUCACACAGGUCGGGGCCCUCGUGUGGAUCUCUUUCCUCAACAGGCUAUUCAACGCGAAGAAGUCAAACUUUCACCACCCAGCGUGGGUGUGAUAACAUAUGUCCCGACGGACUACGUGCAAGAGGCACUCGCAGAGAUCGAGUCGCUCACAAAGCAUAUACAAACCAUGGCUUUACGCAUUCGUCAACUCGAGGGUUCUCUGCAGGCAGCACAAGCGUCUCAAUCAUCUCAAUCCUCAGGCUCAUCUCCAACAACUGGUGGGCAUGAUAGCUCCGGAACAUGUUCUUCUGAGCUGCUGUCCUUGACGCUUUCCAAUCUUCCGGCCGACGAUCAAACCAAGAUGGUGGAACGAAUAAACCUCCUUAGAAUGCUCCCAACUGAGGAUUUUGCCGUCAUGCUGAUCGACAAAUAUUUCAACGAUUAUGGCUGGCUAAUUCGCCCCAUUUCGCGCGAUCGUGUUACGAACGUUCUUCUGGGACGAGCUUACACGGUUCCAUGCGCCGCUACGGAUGCCCAACUCAGUGCCCUCUUCUCUAUCUUCGCCAUGGCCACUGCAGGGGAAAGGCAGAAUCCCACACCAUGGCUCACCUCUGCGCAACUGUAUGAGGCAUCGAUGACCGCACUCCAACUUAAUGAAGUACUUACGGAAGUUGAUAUCGAAACGAUUGAAGCCAUGCUUUUGCAAUGCUGCUAUCUCUACUUCUCUUCUGACCUCGGAGACAUCCAAAAGAGUUGGAACUACUGUGGUGUCGUGGUACGAAUGGCAUUCGGGAUGGACCUCCAUCGUGACCCUACAACGCUUGGCCUAGGCGAUGAGGAAUGUCAAAGACGACGACGUGUCUUCUACGAGCUUAUUACUUUGGAUGCUUGGGAGGCAAGAUCAACCGCAACAAAUAUCUCCGUAGUGACUGAUGUGGCUUCACAGUCUAUGGUCUCGAAUCGACCACCAGCCACCCAGCCCUCGUUAUUUUCAACUAUCGAACCAUUGGAAACUAUAAUACCAAUCGAAAGUAACCCAGAUUUCUUUCGCUGGAAAUAUUCUCUCAUUCGGAACGUCGUUUAUCCGCUAAUCAACGAGGUUUUAUGCUGCCCUCAAACUCCUUCGUAUUCUGCUAUUCUUCAAAUCGAUAAGCUCAUUCACGAGCACACAUUCCCGGAGAGUCUUCAAUGCAUCGACUUUCGGACAGCGCCUUUGCACGUUUUGCUACCAUCCCAGCAACUACUUCUCAUGAAGGAAGUCGUUCUCAUGAAGUUGCACAAGCAGUUUUUCCUUGGCGCGCUCAAAGAGAGACCGGAUAAUCCAUUCCAACAGCCAUCUGGAUACUCUGUUUCUACCGAGCUUGACUGCUCACGACGACUGCUGAAGCGUUUGAGGAUGAUUGUUGUUGACUGUGAGAGAUCCCUUCCUCCUAUCAAUGUUCUCUGGGAGGCUGCUUUAGCGUGCCUUGGAGUCCUUUCGACCUAUAUUCGUCAGGAUACACAUUCAUCUAUAGCCAGAGAGCUGUAUAUCGAGUUUGAGAUGGGGUGCAAGUUGGUUGCUGACCGCUCGGGAGACACGCGUCGACUAUCCCAGAUUACGGGUCAGGUCUAUGAACUGCGUCACAAAGUACACCAGGCUGUUCCACAUCUGAUGAAUGAGCUGCGUCAAGCACUUGCAGCCCAGACCGAGCCAAGUCCGCGGAAUGUUCCAGAGCAUCUCUUUGCAAGCAAUUCCGGAAUAGUCGCUCUCGAAUAUCCUUUAGGACCGCCCGCACACGCAGCACCCCAACCUCUGGGUUACAUGAAUAUGUUCCAGACCCUCGUGCCUGCUUCGGACUUGGAAGCCCAGAUUGCAGGUCUCACAGAAGCAGACUUUGACUUUGAUGUCUAUGAAGACAUGGACAGAGAGUUGCUUGAUCAGCUCGGCGCGACAGGCAAUCCUACGGUCGAGGUCGACGCCCUGAACCGAAACAUUGAGGGCAUGACGGCCCGUAUUCGCGCCCUGGAAACUGCACUUCAGAAAGCUCAAGAAGGACAUGUCACUGCUUCCUCGAGUAGCGCAAGCGCAAGUCCUCCUCCAAUCUCCGUCACCUCGGAUUUUGCUACCAUCAUUCAGCAGAAGAAUUCUAGUGAUCAUUUAGGCAACGAUAUCAAGAGAAUACGUGUACUCGAGCUCCUACCCGACGAAGCUCUUGCAUGGAAGCUCGUCGAGCAGUUUUAUAUGAGCUAUGGCUGGCUGAUGCAACCAGUGUCCAAAUCCCAUGUAAUCGACGUGUACCUCAAGCGCUCCUACUCAAAUCCAUGUGUCGCAUCGAGUUCAGAGCUGAGUGCUCUGUUCGCCAUCUUUGCUAUGGCAGUCGUAGGAGAAGGUACCCAACCGCCCAGAACUCGGCAAUCAGCCUCGUUCUUUUACGAGGCAUCCAAGGCCGCGCUCCGCCUCCAGGACGUACUCGCAGAAGGAGACAUUGGGACGGUGGAGGCCAUGACCUACCAGGGAUAUUACCUCUACUUGGUAUCGGAUGAAUAUGACUUGCAGAAAGCAUGGAUAUAUCUUGGAAUCACCAUUCGCCUCGCCUACUCGAUUCAACUUCACAUUGAUCCGGAAGGACGCGGUUAUUCUGAAGCAGAGUGUUUACGGCGCCGAAGACUCUUUCAAGAGCUCGUGACAUUUGACAUAUGGAUGUCCAUGGUAAUGGAACGCCCUCCAGCAUUCCAUGAUUCCGUCGUCUCGACAAGAGCUCCGGUAGAGACCAUUGAUACUGUUGGAUCCAAUGCAACUUUCUUGCAGUGGAGGUACAAGUUAUGUCGCGAUGCCGUGGCCCCCUUGGUCCAAGUCGUCCUGUGCGGAACCAGCCCGAAAAACUACUCGCAAGUUAUACAAAUCGAGAAUAUUGUCAUGGAUUACGUGGUUCCACCAGAGUAUGAGGCGCUGGACCCACAGACUGCCGACCUUGUUCCUCUCCUGCAAGCCCAGCAGAUGCGACUUUACCGAGAGAUUGUGCUUGUGAAGCUCCACAGAGCUUACUUCAUCCUCGCCAUCGAGGAGAUGCCAGAUCGACCCUUUGAGCACUAUGCUGCCCGCUCGGUUACAGUUGUACUAGAUUGCAUAGGCUCUCUUAUUCGUCGCAUGUCAAGACUUUCGGUCGAAUGCCCUCGCCUAUUACUACAGUUGAACUGCCCAUGGCACGUCGCACUAGUUUCGAUGUCGUAUCUAGUACGAAUCCUCCAGCAGGUCACGGAUACGACGCUGCUCCAAAAUGUCCGUUCAGAGUUUGAAAUGGGAUAUAAACUUCUGCAAACCGGUGCAUCCAUCAAUUCCAGGUUGGCGAGGUACUUUGUACGUGUGGUUCACUCUUCAUCCGCAAACCCAGAUCUCAAACCUUCGUUUCAGCCUUACCUCGAGCAACUGCGACAAACGGCUGCUGGGGAGUUGUCGACGACACUUGUCACUCCGGGAAUGUCCUCGCUAGCCCGAAAUCUCUCACUUGACCUUUCCAUUCACCCGACUGCUCCUCCACUCCCAGGCUAUGAUGAUGCCGCGGUUCAGCUGUAUCCACUACCCACAGCGUCAGUACCCUCUCAUCAUUCGGUUCCUAAUGCACUUGAAUCGCAUUUCUUGGACUUUGCUCCAAAGGAAGCGACACCAGACGAGUGGCAUAACUUAUUCCCCCACGGAACUGAUGAUCAGUUUGAGCAUCACCAGCUUCCGCACAACUAUAUUGUUCCAUCUCAAUGGGAUAUGCUCCGAUAA